Molecule: messenger RNA, 1760 nt
Organism: Argiope bruennichi
Lineage: Eukaryota; Metazoa; Arthropoda; Arachnida; Araneae; Araneidae
Product: gastrula zinc finger protein XlCGF7.1-like
Exons: 3
Coding region: 791-1663 (290 amino acids)
Biological process (GO): regulation of DNA-templated transcription
Molecular function (GO): RNA polymerase II cis-regulatory region sequence-specific DNA binding; DNA-binding transcription factor activity, RNA polymerase II-specific
Source: RefSeq, a predicted model, not a curated record
UGUUAAUAACGUAGACGACUCUUCUCUCUCUGUCUGUAAAUACUGCAUUCUGGAAUUAUUCAAUACCUGCACUUCAUGUAAAGGCUAAACGUCGGAUAAAUUAUAAUUAAUACAAUUCAGUCAUUGGCACAUGAUAUUAAAAUAACUGUGUAUUGAAACAAUGAACCGGAAAAAAUGCGGCGCUUCCGAAACAGUAAGCGGAGAUAUAGCGGAAAUUUAAAUUCAAAAAUGUUUAGGUCAAAGCACCAUGAAAAUUAAGGUGAAUUGAAGCAAUAAACUUAACGCAUGUAUCGCUUCCAAAACCGCAAGAUGGGAUGUCUCAGGAAUUUAAAUUUAAAAGUAUUUCGCACAGCGCACCAUGGAAAUUAAGCUGUGAAAAAUCAUGAAACUUGUUUCAAAUAAUAUUUCCAGUGAAUGAAUGAAAUGGUCGAUGAAGGCGGCUGAUGUUACAAAAAAGUGUAAUAAAAGCUUUGCUAAUCAGUGAGAAUUUACAUGAAUUGAAUGGUACAGGAAAAGAAAAUUCAUGUAAUUGGCAUAUAUAAGUUAAAUGCCGGAUGACUCAUGUAAAAUUUCAACCGAUAGUAAUUGUGGCAUAUGUAGCUGUACUUUUCGUCCUUAACUAAAUUUAAUAAACCAUAAAAAAAAAAAAAGAAACAUUGCAAAUUGGACUUUUAUAUGAAAAGAUUUGCUACAAAGCAUAUUUUUAACAGACAAUUAUAACUCGCGUGCAAGAAAAUUAAUUGAGCCUUGCAGUAAGUCAUUUUCAGAUUACAGCUAGUGAAAUUUAUGGAUGUUUAUGACAGAGCAAUUGCAUGUUUUCGAGAUGUGUAGUGAGGUGUCUUCUCUACAACCAUAUUUACAGCCACAAUUAUUAACCAAUACAAAAGAGAAACCAUAUGCUUGUGGUAUUUGCAAUAACGCAUUUUCUCGGAUGGGAAUUUUAAAGAAACAUGUACUAACUCAUACAAAAGAGCAACCGCAUACCUGUGAGAUGUGCAAUAAAAGGUUUUCUCAGCAGGGGAGCUUAAAGAGACAUUUACGAACUCAUACGAAAGAAAAACCUUAUAGUUGUGAUACCUGUUCUUCGGCAUUUUCUGAACGGGGCUCUUUAGUGAGACAUUUACGGACUCAUACAAAAGAGAAACCGUAUAUUUGUGAUACCUGUUCUAUGGCAUUUUCAGACCCAAGCACCUUAAGGAAACAUUUACCGACGCAUACGAAAGAAAAACCAUAUGUUUGCGAAAUAUGUUAUAUGACAUUUUCUGAUCGUAGCUAUAUAAAGAGACAUUUACAGUCGCAUACGAAAGAGAAACCCUUUGUUUGUGAUACCUGUCAUGAAACGUUUACUCGAAAGGAACAUUUAAAGAGGCAUUUAUUGACUCAUACAAAAGAGAGACCGCAUAUUUGUGAUACGUGCUCUAAAGCGUUUGCUGAUCGGAGCACUUUAAAGAAACAUUUAUUGACGCAUACGAAGGAGAAGCCAUAUGUCUGCAGUAUCUGCAAUAACACGUUUUCUCGGAUGGGAAUUUUAAAGAGACAUUUAUUGACGCAUACGAAAGAAAAACCGUAUACUUGUGAUGUCUGCAAUAGAGCAUUUUCUCACGGAGGAAAUUUAAAGAAACAUGUCCUUAUUCAUGGAAAAGAAAAACUACAAAAUGUGUAAUAAAACUUUCUCUCAUCGAAUCAAUUUAAGGAAAUAAUUACUGACAUAUAUAAACAUUUUUUUUUUGAUACGAGAAAAUUUGUAGUGAUAAAUUUGC